This is a messenger RNA of Dermacentor silvarum, 888 nucleotides long. RefSeq lists its product as uncharacterized. The transcript is spliced from 6 exons. The coding region runs from base 35 to 808 and encodes 257 amino acids. The record is from RefSeq and is a predicted model, not a curated record. Lineage: Eukaryota; Metazoa; Arthropoda; Arachnida; Ixodida; Ixodidae.
GGAAAUUGCCACGGCAGCGGGCAAGAACGCCUCGAUGGUUGUGGGCCUUUACUGCAAGGCCACCACUGGCUGUGAUAAAGUGUCCGAAUACCUCAAGACUGUGUACCUACCCGACGGUAUCGUGGUCUUGGGCCACAUAUCUUACAACGACAACAACAUCACGGGCUGCAUCAUGUUGCCGACUAGCCUCUACGAAGACUCGAAAAAGGCGACAAAGAACUGGCAAAACUUGACCUACAUGUACUCGAUGAACGACGCCGUAAAAACGGUUAAACACCUGCAACAGACAGAGGGUCUCGACACCAUGUUCGCCGUGUCAACGACGAUGGCGGGGCGUUGGUAUAAGCCAGAGAGGCCGGACAACAAGAACGUCAAAUAUGCCGGAAGGUACCGCCCUGCGAACCCGUGCAAAUUGGAAAGCUACCCUCAGAAGGCGCACGUACAAGCCAUGUGCGGCAACACAACCUUCCAAUACACAAAGAACUUCGCGUACACGGCGAGUCGGGUCACCGGAUACUCCUGGGACAAGACGCAUGGAUUCACGAUAACCUUCGAAACGGAGGAAACACUCAAAGUAAAGUUCUGCUUCACUUUCGACAACCACACGGAGCUGCUGGUCGGGGUCGCCGCCUACGACGUGAACUACGAUGCUGCGCCCAAGAACUGCACGGGAUUCAUAGGAGCCGCCUGGUCGCGGCUGCUUUUUGUCGAGAAGAUUCGCAAGCUGCUGAACAUUCCUGGCAUGUACUCGCCGGGGGUAUUUUUAUCACGAUGCGUGGCAGAGGUCCAACGAAGACCAGGAAGAUAGCCGUUCAGUGGCCGCUUCCAACCCGUGCCGCGUCUCCCAGGCUCCGUUCAACUUAUCAAUAAAGCAAUUCCUGCCUGAAG